This is a messenger RNA of Sebastes umbrosus (honeycomb rockfish), 4171 nucleotides long. It is a transcript of the gene znf296, whose product is annotated as zinc finger protein 296. The coding region runs from base 252 to 2459 and encodes 735 amino acids. Gene Ontology annotation, cellular component: nucleus. Gene Ontology annotation, biological process: positive regulation of transcription by RNA polymerase II. Gene Ontology annotation, molecular function: RNA polymerase II cis-regulatory region sequence-specific DNA binding; DNA-binding transcription factor activity. Lineage: Eukaryota; Metazoa; Chordata; Actinopteri; Perciformes; Sebastidae. The record is from RefSeq and is a predicted model, not a curated record. The transcript has 3 exons.
GGUCAGGGUCGGAUCGAGGCGGGCGGUGCUUACAGUCCUCAUGCCCCCUCCUGCCCUCCUGCUCGCUGCGGGGGAAGAAGAAACGUGAACUUGAACGCCACAUUCAGAGCUCAGCGCAGAGGAGUCCAGGCAGAGGACAGACAGACAGUCCUAGUCCUCUCAGUCCUCUCAGUCUGUCCACCACCGACCAACUUAUCUGGAGAAGAAGGAUUGUGUGUUUUUGUUUGCUUGUUGGAGACUCUUUCGCAGAGAUGUCCAGGCGCAAAGUUGGAAGCAGACCGCAGCACCUGAGCGUGAUUCAAGAUGUCACUGACAUGGCGGACGGCACCACUCCAUCAGACGACCGGCCUCCUCCGCCUCCUCCUCCUCCUCCUCCUCCACAGGUCCGAGCCCCUGGCGAGGGUCGUGACCUCCUGACCUGCGGCCAGUGCAGCCGGGCCUUCCCCCUCGCCCACAUCCUGGCGUUCAUCCAGCACAAACAGGGCGGCUGCCGCUCCCGAAGCCAAGCCCCGAACGCCAACGCCACGCCCCCCUCCCCUGCCAACCGAGCACAGCAUCAGCAGCAGCGCGUCGCCGAGCCGGGUCCGGGCUACAUCGAGCUGAGGAGAGGGGGCCGAGCGUGGGGGGAGGAGCCCGGCGUCAAGGUGAAGGCAGAGCACGGCAAAGCAGUGUCUGAGGAGCCCUCCUACUUCACCUGCCAGCAGUGCGAGGGUGUGUUUCCAUCUGCGUGGGCGCUCUUACAGCACGCUCAGCACACACACUCCUUCAGCAUCUAUCAGGAGUACGAGGACGACGACAUGGACAUGAGAGGAGGAAGAAGAGGAGGACUUAAAGGGCACAAGCCUGCUGCGGCCACUCUGGACCCUCGCCACCUGAGCCAAGCUCUUGCCUCCGCCUUUCAGCCAUCCGCCCUGCGCCUCAGUCGCUCCCGUCAGACACACACCACCUCCUCCACCUCCUCCACCUCCUCCUCCAGUAACAUGCAGGCUCUGAACUUCUCAGUGCGGCUCAGGGAGCUCGCCGAGGGGAAUAACAACACCGCCACCGGCAGUUCCCCCGGAGGCCUGGUCUUGUCUCCGUCCUCAUCUCCACCAGCAGCUUCUCCCUUUCCUCGGACCAGCACCCUCCAGGGGGACUUCCACUGCGAGCUGUGUGACCAGAACUUUCUGUCCCUGCGCGCCCUGUCCACCCACCGCCGGAUUCACUCCUGCGACAGGCCCUAUCACUGCGGAGUGUGCGGGCAUGCCUUCGCCCAGAGCGGCCAGCUGGCCCGGCACAUAAGGAGCCAUCACAGGGAGGCUGGAGGUGGAGGAAGUGGAUAUGAGUCGGUGGAGAUGGUCGUGAUGGAGGAGGACUCAGGGAGGCACGGGAUGAGAGGGAGGUUUCAAAUGCAGCCAGCUGGAAUCAUCAUGGGAAAGGGAAUGGUAGACGCAGAAGCGAGAGCCCAGGGUCCCUCCGAGUUAGACCUGAGCCUGCCCAAACACCCGUCCAUAGCUUCAGGCCUGAUGCUGCUGACCUCACAGGUUAGACCGCCAGACAGGGAGCUGCUGAGGCUGUACCAGCGCCAGAGAGAGGGGGGAGAGGGAGGGGAGGAGGAGGCAGAGGGGCCGGGGGAGCCUCAGCACACCUCACCCUGCGCCAGCCCCUCUGAGGGCUCGCUGGAGAGCGGAGAGACGGGGGGCAGUGGCGAGAGCGGUAUCGCCAGUGGCAACUGCACGCCCAAACGGCCAGAGAUGGGCGACAGAGUGCGAGAAGUCGGAGAGUGGGAGAACGAGAGUGGAGAGAUCAUAGAGACGGAGACGGAGUGGAGCUCAGCCAAAGUCAGCGAGGUAGUGCAGGAGUGGCAGAGGGAGAACGAGCGGAGGAGUGUAGGAGGAGGCGUAAGCGGCGGCGGGGGAAACAACAGCAGUACUACUGCCAGUUCAGCUGGGAAGAAGAAGAAAGACGAAGCCUGCGAGUACUGCGGUAAACAGUUCAGAAACAGCAGCAACCUGACUGUGCACCGCCGUAGCCACACAGGUGAGCGGCCCUACCGCUGCGGCCUCUGCAACUACGCCUGCGCACAGAGCUCCAAGCUGACGCGUCACAUGAAGACCCACGGCACGCAGGGAGCCAAGGCCUCCUUUCUGUGCCAGCUGUGCUCGGUGCCCUUCACCGUUUACGCCACUCUGGAGAAACACCUGAAGAAAGUGCACGGCCUUAGCCACGCCAGCGUGGGAGCGUACGCGCAGGCCAGCGCCGCAGACACUCUGGCCGCUAUAAAAGCCGAAGAAGAUGCGGUGGUGGUGAAAACGGAGGAGGACGAAGCCAGUUUGGAUCAGAUAGAAAUGGAAAACAAAAUUGAGAGUGAUGUGGUGAGAGGCAUGGAGGUGGAGGAGGUGGAGAACGAAGACAUAGCGGCUGCUCUCCAACCUGAGAACAACGCAGAGUUGAGCUUAGCUUUGACUUCCGCGCCAUGAGAACUGUUCUCAUUCACUAACUGACAUUAAAAUAGCACUGUAUAGGAUUUAAGUCCCCCCUUCAAAUAUAAAGAAUUCGUCCCAUCAUUUAACGGACAGUCAACAGGAAUCUAGUUUAAAGAAGAAGCAGCAGCAGGCGGUCCCGUCCUCUCUGCCAGCGCCGAGGCACAGCAGCAUGUUCAUGAUUGUAUGCAAAGCUGCUGGUUGAAACUAAGUGCCUACAGUUCUUUAGACCACAGAGCAAAAAAACAAGGCCAUGACAUUCAGCAGGGAGAUUACCAGAGCUCUUGAACAGGAAGUGAACCGCCACAGUCCACGCAGACACAGGAAACCGAUCACCAUGUUGCAGUGCAGGAUGCAAAAGACGAGUGAUUUAUCUCUCUGGCGACCCGCUGGACAGGUGGAGACAGACAUUAACUGUCAGAUAAAAUAGAGAAGGGAUUAUAUUGAAUAAAAGCCUAGCAAUAGAACGAUGUUAAUAUAUUUUCAGCAUCAGUACACGGAGAAAGGUCAUAUUGUGUUUCCUGUAGCUGUUGCUGGUUUUUCUUUCGAGGAGACCUUUUAAAGACGUUUGAACAGACACGGGGGUGAAAUGAAUCCAAACACUGUCUGCCUGCAGUUUGUCAGACUCCUCUUUUUAAAGGCGCUUGGCUGUCACAACACUUGUCACUUAACGUAAUGUUUACAGGGCUCACGGAGCCUGGCAAGGUUGUGCUCCUGACUUUGUGACAGUAUGUGUGGAUGAUUUUUUCUGUUUUUUUCUAAUUUUAUAAAUGUGAAUAAGGAGACUUUAAAGCCUCAUCUACUGAUUUUUUUUCAUGAUUCGUUUCUAUGCAUAAAAAAAAAAAUUGCAAUUUUACAUGUGAAACGGGUGUGUAUUAUUAUUUUUCACUAUUUGUACCUAUUAUUGUGAUGGUAAUUUCUCUCUUUCAUUGUUUACAUUUGUAAAGUGCCGGACUGCUUGAAGCUCGUGCAUGUUUUGCAGCCAUUUGAAACCGUUUUUUUUUUGUUUGUUGUUGUUGUUGUUUGAAUUAUUCCUAAUUUAUGGAUGCUGCAUGUCGGUGAUGUGUGUAACUGCUGAACUACAGGGUUGAGAGGUGCAGGAAUAGCUAGUCGGUUGGUGGAGUUUUUGUGGGAAGCACUUGGGUGAAUGUGUUUGUUUGUGUGUACAUAUUGAGGGGGGGGGGGACAAAAUCCUCAGGUGACACUUCUACUUGAACCCUCUGUCCUGUGUGUCCAGAACAUGACUCGGCAGGUCAUAAUUGCCGUGUCGUGCUUCUGCCAGAUGUACGCAAACGAGGGUUUAAGAAACGCAAGUUACGCGAGACGAAAUCUGAUCAUUUAACAAAAAAAACAAAACAGGACAAAGUUGUCAAGUAGAGUGCUGCCAAUGUUUUCGUGACUACUGUGAUGACUUUGUGUGACUUCUACUUGCAUUCAUGUCAGGGAAAACAAAUUCUUGUGUGCGUUGUGUGAUGAAUGAGUGCAGUGUAACUGUUCAGGGAUAAUAUUUUGUACAUAGAUUUGACAUUCUUGCUGUUGCUAUACUUAUUAUUGUUAUUAUUAUUAAUAUUAACUGCCUCCACUUUUCCGAGCAUCGUCUCCUUUCCGCUGAACACUGGCUAUUGUGAAGCUCUCUGUCUUUGUAAACUUGACACCAUUUUUGUAAUUCACCUCCUCAUGAGGAGCCUCAAUAAAGAAUUGAGGUGAAA